Toxotes jaculatrix (banded archerfish) is the source of this 3232-nucleotide messenger RNA. It is a transcript of the gene kif5aa, whose product is annotated as kinesin family member 5A, a. Lineage: Eukaryota; Metazoa; Chordata; Actinopteri; Toxotidae. The record is from RefSeq and is a predicted model, not a curated record. Gene Ontology annotation, biological process: microtubule-based movement. Bases 1 to 3129 code for a protein of 1042 amino acids. Gene Ontology annotation, molecular function: microtubule motor activity; ATP binding; microtubule binding. The transcript is spliced from 29 exons.
AUGGCCGAUGUCCCAGCGGAGUGCAACAUAAAAGUGCUGUGUCGCUUUCGCCCUCUCAACCAGUCGGAGAUUUUACGCGGGGACCAGUUUCUCCCCAAAUUCCAAGGAGACGACACUGUCGUCGUCGGGGGGAGGUCCUAUGUCUUUGACCGAGUGUUUCCAACUAACACCACCCAGGAGCAAGUGUACAACACCUGUGCCAAGCAGAUUGUCAAAGAUGUGCUGUGUGGCUACAAUGGCACUAUCUUCGCAUAUGGACAGACCUCCUCCGGGAAGACUCAUACCAUGGAGGGCAAGCUCCAUGACCCUCACCAGAUGGGUAUAAUUCCACGCAUCGCUGAGGACAUUUUCAACCAUAUAUUUGCUAUGGAUGAAAACCUUGAGUUCCACAUCAAGGUUUCCUACUUUGAAAUCUACAUGGACAAAAUCCGUGAUCUGCUGGAUGUGACAAAGACCAACCUGUCUGUUCAUGAGGAUAAGAAUAGGGUGCCAUACGUCAAGGGAUGUACAGAACGUUUUGUCUCCAGCCCUGACGAGGUUAUGGAUGUGAUCGACGAGGGCAAAGCUAACCGUCAUGUCGCUGUGACCAACAUGAACGAGCACAGCUCUCGCAGCCACAGCAUCUUCCUGAUCAACAUCAAGCAGGAGCAUGUGGAGACUGAGCAGAAGCUGUGUGGAAAACUCUACCUGGUGGAUCUGGCUGGCAGUGAGAAGGUCAGUAAGACCGGAGCCGCUGGAGCUGUUCUGGAUGAGGCUAAAAACAUCAACAAGUCUCUUUCAGCUCUGGGAAAUGUCAUCUCUGCCUUGGCUGAGGGCACGAAAACUCAUGUGCCGUAUCGUGACAGCAAAAUGACCCGCAUCCUGCAGGACUCUCUCGGUGGGAACUGUCGCACCACCAUGUUCAUCUGCUGCUCUCCCUCCAGCUACAACGAUGCCGAGACCAAGUCGACUCUGAUGUUUGGUCAACGUGCCAAGACCAUCAGGAACACUGCCUCCAUCAACCUGGAGCUGACGGCGGAGCAGUGGAAGAGGAAGUUCGAGAAGGAGAAGGAGAAGAACAAGACCCUGAAGGACACCAUCCAGAAGCUGGAGACCGAGCUCAACCGCUGGAGAAAUGGAGAGAACGUGCCUGAGACUGAGAGGACUACUUCGGACAUGGUGACCCGUUUCGAGUCUGUGGAGGAGCGCCCCAUUUUGGAUAACGACACCUCCUCCAUUGUGGUCCGCAUUUCCGAGGAGGAGCGUCAGAAGUACGAGGAGGAGAUCCGCAAGCUGUACAAGCAGCUGGAUGACAAGGAUGAUGAGAUCAACCUGCAGUGCCAGUUGGUGGAGAAACUGAAGCAGCAGAUGCUGGACCAGGAUGAGCUUCUGGCCUCAUCCCGUGGCGACGGGGACAAGGUCCAGGCUGAACUUGGCAGGCUGCAGGUGGAGAGCGACUGCGCCAAAGCUGAGGUGAAGGAGGUGCUGCAGGCUCUGGAGGAGCUGGCCAUCAACUAUGACCAGAAGAGCCAGGAGGUGGAGGAGAAAGGGCUGCAGAACCAGCUGCUGGCCGACCAGCUCGCCCAGAAAAUGGCCAGUCUGAUGGAGCUGGAGGCAGAGCUGUCCCGUAUGCAGGAAGUGAGCGGUCAGCAGAGGAAGCGUAUCGCUGACGUGCUCAAUGGUCUGAUGAGGGAUCUCAGCGAGUUCAGCACCAUCGUGGGCAAUGGGGAGAUCAAGCUGCCGGUGGAGAUCAGCGGUGCGAUCGAGGAGGAGUUCACUGUGGCUCGCCUCUACAUCAGCAAGAUCAAGUCAGAGGUGAAGAGCAUGGUGAAGCGCUGCCGGCAGCUGGAGAACAUGCAGCUGGAGUGCCACCGCAAGAUGGAGGAGACUGGGAGGGAGCUCUCCUCCUGCCAGCUCCUCAUUUCUCAGCACGAAGCUAAGAUCCGCUCUCUGACGGAUUACAUGCAGAGCAUGGAGCAGAAGAAGAGGCUGUUGGAGGAGAGCCACGACUCCCUGAGCGAAGAGCUGGCCAAGCUGCAAGACCAGGAUAACUCCCAGCUUGAGGAGAAGGAUGGAGAGAAGGGUGAGACUGAGGAUGGAAAUGUGAAGAAGGCUGUUCGUCAGCAGGGAGAGUCUCACCGCGGCCUCCAUCACAAGCAGCUGGCCCGCCUGCGGGAUGAGAUCAAUGAGAAGCAGAGGAUCAUUGAUGAACUCACUGAUCGUAACUCCAAGUUGGAGCUGGAGCUGGCUCAGGUUCGUGCUGACUUUGAACAUCUGAAGAGUCAGGACAGCACCAAGAGCGAGCGCCUGGAGGAGCUCUCAUUCCUGCACGAACGUCAUGAGCAGACUAAACAGGACUUGAAGGGUCUGGAGGAGACUGUCGCCCGCGAACUCCAGACCCUCCACAACCUGCGCAAGCUGUUCGUUCAAGACCUCACGUCGCGGGUUAAAAAAAGUUCCGAAAUGGAGCCUGAUGAUAGCGGGGGGUCUAAAACCCAGAAGCAGAAGAUUUCCUUUCUUGAGAAUAACCUGGACCAACUUACAAAGGUUCACAAACAGCUGGUUCGUGACAAUGCAGAUCUGCGUUGUGAGCUUCCAAAGCUGGAGAAACGUCUUCGGUCUACUGCUGAGAGAGUUAAGGCCCUGGAGACUGCACUGAGGGACGCCAAGGAGGGCGCCAUGAUGGACCGCCGCCGCUAUCAGCAGGAGGUCGACCGCAUCAAGGAUGCCAUGAGGGCAAAGAAUGCCAUGCGGCGCCCCCAUGCAGCACAGAUUGCAAAGCCAGUGAGACCAAAGCAGCUUCCAGUUUGCUCUCCCACAAACCCAUUCUAUGCUUACAUCCGUGCCACUGAACACGGCAACGCCUACAGCAACGCUCUCUUCCAGAACAACAUGACACAGCAUAACUCCGCCAGCGUCAACUGCAACCCCAACUCUGUCCAAAGCAACACAGUUUCCACAGCACUGGGCUACAGAGCAGGCAGAUAUAAUGGAGACAUAUUGGAGUCCUACCCUCUCAACAUUGACAACGGUAACAGCAUCAGUGAAACGAGAGACAUCAAUGACAACAGGAGUGAUGUUCACUGUGGGAGCGAGGUGGAUGAUUCAAAUAGGCACUACAUCAUUCAGCAAGAGACGGCUGCAAGCUAAUUCCAUGAUGAUGACCAAGUACUGUACCCGUCCAAGGACCCUCUCCUCCCAUCUGCAUGCAGCCUGUCUCCCCUGUCCCUCCACUGCAUCACUGAUGAAGGUG